This is a messenger RNA of Aspergillus ruber CBS 135680, 1407 nucleotides long. RefSeq lists its product as uncharacterized. The transcript is spliced from 3 exons. The coding region runs from base 1 to 1407 and encodes 468 amino acids. The record is from RefSeq and is a predicted model, not a curated record. Lineage: Eukaryota; Fungi; Ascomycota; Eurotiomycetes; Eurotiales; Aspergillaceae.
AUGACCCCAGGUUAUUAUUAUUACUCUUUGGAAGAUGUCUUGACCAUCGCCAGCGUCCAUCCUUUCUAUUCCGAUUCGAUGUAUCCACCGACGCGUGAGGAAUUGCCAACUGUCCUUGAAAAUGCCAAACAGAGCGCAUAUGGGUUGAAGCUAGCAUCAUUUCCAUUGACCAGAAAGGAUACUUUAUACAAACAAAUUGCCCGACUUACCAUCGACACCAGUCCUCGCAAUGGCUACCGACAAGACACCUACAUUAGCACAACUGGCGGUGGCUCAGGAGGACCCCCCAUGGUAUUUGCCACGGACUCAAUCGAGACGCGCCAGCAGAGAGCAAUGCUUGGAUUGAUGCUGAAGAUAUGUGGAAUUAUCGAGCCAGGGGACUGGGUGUUGACCAUGCAUAACGCGGGCUACUUUUACAGAGCCUUAGAUCUCAUGUCGGAGGUCUUUGAAAGUGCCGGCGCAGCAGUCCUCUGCGCUGGUCCCGACAUGCAUCAUCAUGAUAUUGUAGAUGCAAUUGCACAGUUUCGCGUUAAUACCAUAUCCGGUGAUGUCGGCCACUUGAUCCAACUGGCCAAGUAUGUCGCAACCCUUUCAGAAGAAAAGAGAAAGUCACUCCAUGUUACAAAAGCCCUCUAUACCUCUGAAGCUAUCACCCCCGCCCAACGAAGCUUUCUGUUCUCUGUGUUCGGGGAUAUUGCACUGAGUUCAGUGAUUGGAAGCGCAGAAGCAGGACCAUGGGCUGUUUCCAGCCCUGAGCAGACCGCAACGACUGUUUAUGAGAACUAUGCAGACUUCAUCUUUGAUGAUCGCUUGAUUCAUCUCGAGGUACUUCCUUUCUCCAUUGAGGAGUCUGACGAGAGAGGGAAUAGUGGAGACAUUGCAACCGUCCCCAACGGUGAGAAAGGUCUCCUUGUACAAACUUCAUUGCAACGACUGCGGAAUCCUUUACUCCGCUACAUCUGUGGUGAUGUUGCGUCCCUCCAUCCAUUGCCAAACACAAUCAGAGCAAAACUCCCCAUGGAAAUUUUGCCGCAUUACCAUGUCAUCCGCAUCUACGGCCGUGAUCGUCGGAUCAGCUUCGACUGGUACGGUGAAUACUUCCAAUUCCAAACCCUCCAGACUCUCAUGCGAAUUGAAUCAUGGGGAAUCCUCCAAUACCAGGUUAUCCUACGCCGCAAAGAUAACGAUCAAGACAACGUGGACACAUUCCUUGAAGUUCGUAUCUUGCGAAACACAGGCGGUGAAACUAUUAGCCAGGAGGAACUCACCCGUGAAAUAAGACAUUUUUUCAUGGUGUUUGAGAACAAUGAACAUCUAUUUGAAUUGAGGUUUCUGGCUGAUCAUGAGGGGUUCUUACGUAGUACGACAGGGAGGAAGGUGAUUAAUUUUCUUGAUUUGUGCAAAUGA